Exophiala mesophila is the source of this 1080-nucleotide messenger RNA. RefSeq lists its product as uncharacterized. The record is from RefSeq and is a predicted model, not a curated record. The coding region runs from base 75 to 1070 and encodes 331 amino acids. Lineage: Eukaryota; Fungi; Ascomycota; Eurotiomycetes; Chaetothyriales; Herpotrichiellaceae. The transcript has a single exon.
GUCUUCCCCUACCUAUCCGUUAGCUAUAUACAUCAUAAAUCUCCAACUUCGAUCAACUCUACUCUUCCUCCAUCAUGCCAGACAACACCUGGUUCAACCCCUAUAAACUCUGGUCCUUGAAAUGUCUCAGCUCUGGCCCUUCGCAAGGAAUAGUAUUCGAACUCGACGACCAAUGCGUGAUCAAAGUCCCCUUCCAAUACCCUGUAGGUGAGGGUUCCACAAAAGAAGACCAGAUUGAUCACCUCAUCAUGUCACUCCGGAGUUUCCAAUGUUUCAAGCAAGAAUCUCGAAUCUAUGACCUAUUACUAUCCAAUCACAACCACAACCACAAUCACAGUCACAGUCACAGUCACAGUUCACCCCAUCCCAAUAUACUGACUAGGUUCAAGUGCAAGCAGGUAGAUUGUCUUGUUCUCGAGAAAAUCCAACCCGUGCGAGAAGCUUGGAAGACAUCAACGGACCGUGUUCGCGCCAUGUGGAUGAUGGAAUUACUCAACGUUGUUUGUUUCUUGGAAGAUUUGGGUUAUCUUCAUGGAGAUAUGACGAUUGUGAAUAUUGGGAUCGACAAGGAUAAUCAUCUCAAACUGUUUGAUUUUGGUUCUGCGGUGCAUUGUCAAGACGAGGAAUAUCAGUACCAGAUUCGAGACGAUCAGUUCACUCUUGCGACAUGUAUCUACUUUCUCGCCACGGGAAAGGAUCCGUUUGAACAGGCCGAUACAACUGCCAGUGUCAAGUCGAUUCGGAAAAGCCUCCAGCAGGGGACUUUUGAUCUUGCACCAGCAGCAAAGAAAUUUCAGCACGUUCUUCAAGGUUGUUGGUCGCAGAAGGAGUCAUGGUCUUUCAAGGAGCUCAAAACCAUGGUCUCGGAUAUAUUGGGAGAACAGAUGGAAGUCUAUCCAACACCAACACCAACACCGCCAUUUCCAGCUACCACCAAUCAGUUAUCUGGAUCUUCGGUGUCGACUUCGGUGUCGUUGGAAGAGUUCCCAAGGGAAGAAGCCUGGCUGAAUGAGGAACAAUAUCGCAAUGCUUGGACCAAACUUGGUUUUGACUGCAGCCUGUACGAAUAAAAAGUCCAAA